Notolabrus celidotus (New Zealand spotty) is the source of this 5195-nucleotide messenger RNA. It is a transcript of the gene mtus2a, whose product is annotated as microtubule associated tumor suppressor candidate 2a. Gene Ontology annotation, cellular component: cytoplasm; nucleus. The coding region runs from base 481 to 4794 and encodes 1437 amino acids. The record is from RefSeq and is a predicted model, not a curated record. The transcript has 16 exons. Gene Ontology annotation, molecular function: microtubule binding. Lineage: Eukaryota; Metazoa; Chordata; Actinopteri; Labriformes; Labridae.
AGAGGGAUGCUCUGCCAGGUGUCGGCUGCAGCAUCAGCACCGCUCCUCCUCCUCCUCCUCCUCCUCUCCCUCCUCCUGUCCGCAGCAUCCCUCUCUCUUUCUUCACACUGUUUCUAUCAUCCAAAGAGAGGCAGAGGGAGAGAGGAAGAGAGUGGAGCGACGCGCUUGUGUUUCGUUUUUGCAACUCCUGCAUUUGACCGACAUUGUUGAAUGAAUUCACGCUGGAGAUUGAACACACCUCCAUCUCCCAGAACCAUAAAAGACAUCUGUGUUAACUCACGGUUAAUGCAACAUAAGUGGGGAGCUGAAGUGGAAAAGAUUUUAUGAGAUGACAUUUCGUCCUUGGACUGAUCAGCUGAAGGGCCUCUUUCAUACAGACCCAGAAGUGGAGAGAAGUGGAGAGAGGAAACAUUUCUAAGUCCAUAGAUGGCCUCAGAACCCUGCAGGUGUAUUUGAGCCAUCCAACAGAAUCGAUCCGACAUGAGUGUCCCAGCUGGUUUCCAGGGCAUAAGGGUCAAUGUUGAAAGAGGAGAGAAGAUUGGCAACAAAGCCCAAAUCCAGUUCCCCCACGGGGAUGAUAAUGCCAAUAGAUUAUCCUCUGUUGAUGAUCAAGGAGAGAGAGGACUGAUGGAGGACACCGCGUACAGCACAAGUUCCAUUCCUCCUCUGGUCUCUCAGACUGACUCCCCAGACAAGUUGGUGAUCUGGGGCUCUGAGCAGCAUUGUAUGGAGCCUCAGCUGAGAGAGUUUGAAGUUUUAGAGUGUCAGGAGAUACAUGCAUACUUGGGAAACAGAGAUCAGGAUGAGGAGGAUGAUGACAGAAGUUUAAGAGAUGGAAAAGAUGAGGGUCCCAUGUCCAUAUCUUCAAGCUCAACUGCCAGCUCUGCCUCAGUCGGAGGGAGAAGGAAUGACAAUGACAGCAACAAAGUGGAGAGUAGAAUACAGAGGGGCAGAGAGGUGCAGAGAAGGAUUGCCUGUCAUAGCACUGAAGAGCUAGACACAUGUGUGACAGGCUCAACAGAGAGAAAAGACACCAGGUCAGGCAGAGCAGCAGACAGGGAGAGACGGAAGGGAGGUUUGAAGGAGUCCAAGUCAGAGACAAAUGUGUUCGUCCCAAGUUUGACUGCUGUCAACCUCAGCGGGAGUUUAUCAAGUGCGCUUGAUACCAGCGGAGAAGCUCAUUCUCUCAUCUCUCUGUCCAACUCAAAGACCAACCUUUAUCCCUACACAAACAACACUACCUCAGCCCAGAACAGAAGAAGGGCAGCCCCUGUAGAUGCCAACCAGACCUCCCCACCAUCGCAUCCUCAGGAGAAGCCUCGCAUUCCUCAAUACUACAGCCAUGAUCGAAGACAGGAGGAAGAAAGUCAGCACAGAAAUGGAUCAUCUACGGAUGGGCUGGGCCAGAGAAGGAAGGCUGGAUUUGAGGAGAGGGUGAUGCCACCAAGACGGCAGCAGCUCGUCAGACCUCUUUGUCAGACAGAGACAAGUAGAGCAAAGAACUUGGCAGAGCCCUAUACUCAACAGGCUGAAAUCGGGCAGUCUUAUUCCCAAAUCCCUUCUCUAGAUUCACACAGUAGUGGGUCUAACAGAAAGUUUACAAAAACCUCUUUACGUGAACCAUCAGAUUACUCCUCCCUCUACAAUGCAGCUUUAGUCGCACAGUCUAGACAGCCCAUCCAGGCAGUCCAGAGGGAGGCUCGUCCUGUAGAAAAGCAGCCAGCAGCAACUGUGUGGCGCAACUCAAGUCCUUCCAAUCCCUCCACUAUGGACAAGAGACCCCAGACUCAGCUUACAUACAGGAGGAAUUGCUCCAGUCCCAAUAGGACAGGGGUUGAUUCCAGGUCAUCUACUCCUCCACACUCCCCUCUCAGGACACCCCAGGGUUCACCACGCAGGCAAGCCUCCAUGUACCUCGUUUCCAGGAGUGUCCCUGGAGUCGUUCGGCACAUCCCAGGAUGCAACCCUGCUGUAACAACAUCAGCUCAGGGCUAUGGCAACAGUUGCAUGAGAGCACCAGUCAAAACCAACAUAAGCACAAGUGGAAUCCCCAAAGCGCCUCCAAACAACCAGCAGAGCUCAAGCCCCAAAGAGAGCUCCCCAUCUCCUAAACUCAAACCUAAAGGAGUUCGGCCUAAGAUCAUCACCUAUGUCCGUAAGAAUCCUCAGUUUAAACCCCAGGCUGCUGAUGGACCUUAUCAGGUAUCCUCUCUACCAUCCAGACUCUCAGCAUACACUCAUGGACAGACACCCACUUCCUUCAAAGACACCACAAAAGACCCCUCCAAGCCUGAUGCAGAAAUCAGAGGAGCCCCUGUACUCAGUGCCUCCAAUCUGCUGUACGACAAGUAUCGCCAAGAGAUGCAGACUAACAUCUUCCCAUCAGGAGUGCUGAGCAGGAGCAUACGGGCUCCUGGACACACACACAGUCACACUGCACCUCCAAAAUUGGGAAGCAAAGGGGACAACUUCUACGGGGCACCAACAGAGGUGGCCAGAUCUUCCAGUCUUAAAGGGAGCACUGCUGAGGAGGCAUUACUGGCUCGUACAGCCGCUCAGGCUGGAGGAAGCGGCAGUCUCUUGCGCUCUGGCCGAGGUCUACGUCUGGGUCUGGGAGCUGUCAACAGGACGGCUUCAGGGUCAGCGAAAGGCAGAGGAGCUGGCCAGCCUCAGAGGUCAACCCUGGUCUUCAGCCAGCCUGUCCAGCCUGUCAUCCCAGCAACGAGUCAGAAAAGCCAAGAUAACACAGAUGAAGUUUUUACCAACAAUGCUCCUGCUCCUGCUCCAGCCACAGCAGCAGCUCAGCCCCAGGCCACUGCCGCCUCCAGGUCUCUGCUUCCCAAAACAAGCCAGUCAGGUCUGCGUCCCCCGGGCUUCAGCUCCACCCGCCUCCCGACCAGUCGCCUGGCAGCCUUCGGAUUCGUCAGGAGCUCCAGCGUCUCCUCCGUGUCCUCGGCUCACUCGGCCGACAGCACACAGAGCGACCCCUGCAGGACAGCUCACCGUCUCAGUGUCAGCGAGGAGCCCCCUCUCCACAGAGUUACAACCAAUCCUCCAACGACAGACCAACAGAGAGGGCCACCAUGCCGCAGCAACAGCCUCCAGCCCCCCUCUACCCCAGCCCUGCCCCGACGCUACCUGCCUGCUCAGCCAAGAAGCUCCCCUGGAGCUGGCAGGAAGGAGUUUCAGCGGAGUUCAGAGGUCACACGUUCACUCCCGUCUUCUCCAAAGAGGCUGGCGGUCGUUCCUCCAAAACCUCAGUCCCCAGUCCAGUCUGGGCAGCGGCCGGCAGCAGCAGUGCGAGGGUCAGCUCCCCCGGGGUCUCCCCGCCUCGUGGCUCCCCUGCGCCUGCAGCAGGAGCAGCAGGAGAGCCUGCAGAGAGAGAAAGAGGAGGCGCAGCAGAAAGAGAAAGAGCGACAGGCUGAAGAAAGAGAAAAAGAUGAGCAGAGGGAGGAGGUUCAGAGGCUGCAGGGACGCUGCGAGCAGCAGGAGAGGCAGCUGAGAGCUCUGAAAGAAGAAAUGAGGAAGACUUCCCUGGGUCUGGAGGCCUUUAUUAUCACAACUCAGCAUUACUGCCUCAAGUAUAAAACAACAGAAGAAAAUCAAAGGAAACUGUCCCUGGAAAUGCAGAGGAUCAGAGAGGAAAUGGAAUGCAACUCAGCGCGAUGGGAGAGGCUGCACCAUGAGAAAACAGUGUUGGAGGCGGGGUUUGAGCGGGAGCUUCAGGAGCUGCAGCUGCAGCAGGAGGCCGAGCUGGCUGCUGUGGAGGAAGGACUCCGAAAGUGUCACUCAGCAGAGAAAGAACACCUGAGGGCAGAGCAUCGCUCAGAGAUGGAGGAGCUGAGGACUCAACAGCAGGAACAGGUGGAGGAGAUGACAGUUCACCACCAGGCAGCCGUUCAGGAGCUCAGAGACAUGCAUAACAUCACCAUGGCAACACUGCAUGAGGAGCACGCCCGUACCAUGAGAGACUUAAGAAAAGCUCACGAGCAACAGAAGAUGCUGCUGGAGGAGGAUUUUGAGAAACUUAGGAUUUCUCUGCAGGAUCAAGUGGACACUCUGACGUUUCAGAACCAGAGUCUGAGGGACAAAGCCAAACGCUUCGAGGAGGCUUUGAGGAGAAGUACAGACGAACAGAUAGUUGAUGCUUUGGCUCCAUACCAGCACAUCGAACAAGAUCUGAAGAGUCUGAAAGAAGUCGUAGAAAUGAAGAACCAGCAGAUUCACCAGCAGGAGAAGAAGAUCUCUGAUCUGGAGAAAGUGGCUCAAAAGAACGUGUUCCUUGAGGAGAAGGUCCAGGUUCUGCAGCAGCAGAAUGAAGAUUUAAAGGCUAGGAUUCAAUUAAACCUCUCUUUGUCCAGGCAACUUUCAGAGGAGAAUUCCAAUCUCCAUGAGUCCGUAGAGAAGGAGAGCACGGAGAAGAAGCGCCUCAGCCGCAACAACGAGGAGCUUCUGUGGCGUCUCCAGACCAGCCCCCUCAUGUCACCUUCAUCCUCCCCACUGCACCGAUCCUUCUCCACCUCCCCCGUCCCCUCAUCCCCUUUCUUCUCCUCCUCACCUGUGGCAGGAUGCGACUCCCCCACUCACUGCUAUGGCUGUCCCCAGCAGGCUCAGUACUGCUCCCCAUCCCACAGAGCGGCCGUCACCAAUCAAAAUCUCUCCCCUGGACCGGCCACGCCCACUCACAGGGCGGCAAGCAAUCAGAAUUACUCCCCUGGUCCAGGCACACCAACACACAGAGUGUCAGCCAAUCGCUGUAACCCUGCUGCUUGUGUCGGCUCUCUGCAGAGAUAAACUCACAUCUCUCUCUCAUUUUCUUUUGCCUUGUAUUCUUUUAUAUAUUUAUUUAUUAUCUCCUCCUGUUUUGAAUGUGAACAGAUUUUAGGUACAUGUUGGAGAACAACAGAAGCCGAUCUCAAUAUAGAAAUACAGAUCCUGAAAAGUAGACUGUACAUACUGUAUGAUAGUGUCCACAUGUAGUGAAACCUCCUUGCAUUGAGUCCCAAAAGAUAGAAACUGUACAGAUGGAAACUAGCAGACUUUCUGAGGCUGUGUUGACGUGAUAUCAUCAUGUGUCCUGGUUGAUCCAAUCACAAGCAGAGUGCUCACGUGUUAUCAACAUCUAUCUCCAAUGCCCACUUGUGAUCAGAUCUCACUUUUCCUUUCUAUAUGGAAUAAACCCAUCUCCUCCAUCA